CGAAAGCAGGUCAGAGGAUGGUUCUCUCAUCCUGCAGGUUCAUCAUGGACUCACACUCACCCUUGAAAAAAGCUCUAUACUAGCGACCGAUUUACAUUUGCAAUUUUUUCGAGCAAGGACUCUCACAGAUCUAUUCUAAAUGGAGAACAGCUCGAAAGAAACUUGUAUCACGACACCACGCAUAUGUCAUCACUCAUUGUGGACCGGGAACAAGGCGGCGUGCAAGUGCGAGGAAUUCUCAGCCAUCAUCUCAGAAUCGCUCCUCUCGAGAUGGCGAGUCGAUCCAGCGAUGGGAACACUCCGCAUGAGAUCACUGUAAUCAAAGAAAGCCCAACAGUAACGUCUCGCCAAAAUGGUGAGGCAGUAGAGGAAAAUCUCUACGAGCAGCACUGCAACCCUAUAGACAUUGAAAAGAGAGGAGUGGAGCAAAAACCACCUGAUCUGUUUCGAGUGGAAGUGUGCAUUGUGGUGAGCAAAAAAUAUGCCAGUGCGUUUAAUACAUCCGAGGAUCUUCUCCUCUACAUUGGCGCCAUGAUUAAUGGGGUGUCGCUGCGAUAUAUCGAUAUGAUAUGUCCGAAAAUACAGUUUCAACUCAAUCAACUGUUCAUCGUUAAGGAUGAAUUUCUUUUUGGAAACGUGGUUUGCGAUAUACACCCCAAUGCAUCUGAGGACAGCAACACUGUCUGCCCCCCUGAUGCUGAGAAGACACUAAACAAGACCACGGAUUAUGUGAACGUAUGUACUACUGGACAUUGCGACAUUGUUUAUCACUUGACAAGAGAAGACAUCAUGUAUUAUAUUAAUAGCACUCAUGGUAUUGACAUUGAUGGUUUGUCUGACACAGCCGGAGUUUGCACAGAAGCCAAAUUCGCUAUCGGAGAGGACAAACCACAUACAUAUAGCGGACUUGUAGUGAUGGCACACGAAAUCGGACAUUUGCUAGGCUCGGACCAUGACAGCUGUCCAGGUGCAAAAGAUUGUCCUGCUAGUUACGGAUUUCUGAUGACAAAUUUACCUAUGGAAACGCAUAAUAAAUCAAAGCUAUCAGACUGCAGUCAAAAGCAAAUACGUUCUUUAGUCAGGCGACUGAAUCAGUCGUGUGUAAGCGUCAAUACAAGAGCCAACUACACAAAUGACGUAUAUCCAGGAGAAAACAUGACUUACGAAGCAUUUUGCAAAUUGACGCAUCCAGAAAUACAAGACUUGUAUGUCUCAAAAGAGAAUCUGACAGAUUGUCUUAUAAAGUGCUGCGACAAUAGUACAGAGAGUGCGGACAGUCAAGAAAGUUUGGAGAGUUCACCGCUUGAAAUUACUUCAGAUGAUUCAAGGACAACUGAAGGAAUUUACGAAUAUUAUCCCUAUGAAUAUUUAUUUGGCGAAUAUGAAAGCCUGCUAGACGGAAUGGCAUGCGGCGAUAACAUGACAUGCUACAGAGGCAUUUGCGGCAUUCACAAUUGGAGUGAGAUAAGGCGGAAUUAUCGCACUCUCCGCACGUUUGAGAAAAUGCCAUAUGUGCGGCCUUAAUUCCGGCAUUGUGUUAAUUAUAUUGCAAUUCAGUAAAAUGCCAUAAUUUCAAUAAAAAAUUUAUC
This is a messenger RNA of Dermacentor silvarum, 1589 nucleotides long. RefSeq names its product venom metalloproteinase antarease-like TtrivMP_A. The record is from RefSeq and is a predicted model, not a curated record. The transcript has 13 exons. Gene Ontology annotation, biological process: membrane protein ectodomain proteolysis. Gene Ontology annotation, molecular function: metalloendopeptidase activity. The coding region runs from base 184 to 1524 and encodes 446 amino acids. NCBI's taxonomy places the organism in Eukaryota, Metazoa, Arthropoda, Arachnida, Ixodida, Ixodidae.